Messenger RNA from Porites lobata, 3201 nucleotides. Lineage: Eukaryota; Metazoa; Cnidaria; Anthozoa; Scleractinia; Poritidae. The record is from the annotation of a GenBank genome assembly.
AUGGCCAAGGUUUACUGUCAACAUGAGGACAAUAUUAAAGAUGCAGUAAUUACUUUGAAUCAAGCAGUUCUGAAGAAGAUCUUGGGUAAAUACAAAGAAGCGGCUAAUCUUGCUACCACUGCAGCUUCCUUGUGUGAUGACACCUCUAUGAGAACAACAAAUUAUACUCAACUACCAGUGAAGUUGCUGGGAAGAGCUGCUGAUAUGUUACAAGAGUUUGGAAACCAACAAAUGUUGAAGAAGAUUCUGAGAACUGCUGUUCACUUUGACAUCCCAGGUGCUGACAAAGCUGUUACACCUGUUUUAUCCAGGCAAUUGAUGAAAAUCCAGCUUGAGGGAAUGGAUAAAAAAAUUGAAGCCAAAGAAGUGAAAGAUUUUAUCUCCCAUUUUCUUGCUUUGCCGGCUAAACCAGAUGCUUUUAAGAUGUCCAUGAAUGCUGAGUUCAUAAGAACUGUUAUCCAGGCAGCAAAGAUUUGUCGCAAUGCUGGUCAAAGCAAAGAAGCUUGCGAGUUAUUAAAGAAGUUGCAAAGUAUUCUCCUUCUUGUCCAUGGUGAAAAUAGUUUUCUCUAUGGAUCAUUAUUAUACCAAAUGGGCCUCUUCCUGCAUGGCUCCGGAAGGUUUAAUGAUGCUGAGACUGCAUUGAGGCAGGGUGAAGGUAUCUUGAUUUGUUAUUGUGUAGAAAAUCAUCAUUCAGUUGCCUUGUGUCGGAAAGUCCUGGGUUCCUGUAUUCUGCUAAAGGGCAAUGCCAAAGAUGCCUCAGAAUACCUAAAUAAGGCCUUGACAAUUUUCAAGAAGCUAAGUCCCUUUCAUCCAGAAGUAGGAGAGAUUCUUUUGAAACUUGCCUUCUUGUAUUCUGAAGAAGGAUUAAGUUUUCAGCAAACCCAAGAAACCUUGCAAGAAGCAGAAGCUAUUUUCAAAUUAUCCUGUGGUGAGGUAUCUUGCAAGACAGCUAAUGCAUACUUUCAAGUAGGAAUGAUCUUGCAGAGGUUUAAACAGUUCCGUUUGGCAGCUGUUAAGAAAAUACAGAAAGGCAUAGAUGUGAUGUUAAAUCUUGGAUUGAGUUUAAAUCAUCCUGAUGUCAUGUUUUGGAGCAGUUUUCUGGGCGUCUUAAAGCAGUCCUUGGGCAUGGUGAAAGAGGCAGAAAAGUGCUUUAUUGAUGUCCAAAACAGUGUUCCCUUUUGUGAUGAGCCAGGCAGCAAGGAAACAGAAAUCCGUACAUCCGAAGACUGGUUCCUACACUACAGAGACAAAGCUGUCGAUAGAAGUGACAGAUCUUCAUCAGUGACAGCUCAGGUAAUGGACCAAGUAAUGACAAGUAAUGGACCAUUGGGGGCUAGGGACUGGGAGAGGGAAGGUGCUAGACCAAAGCAGGUCAGCAAGAAGGGUCGUUCAGAGGUGAUGCAGAUAGCAAGUGAAUCCCCUGUCCCACCGUUUGAUGCUUUUUUGGCAGAGAGCUCAAAUGAUUCAUCACUAUCUCAAGGAGGACGUGUUGAAAGAACUUCAACGGAGAGGGAGCAACGUGGACAGUUUGAGAGAAAAAUGACCUGCCAAGAAUGGUUGACAAGAGAACAAACGGCUAGAAAAAGAGACGAGAGGAAUGAUAGGGACAUGCAAGAUGCUGCAAGGAGAUCAGAAGAAGAAAAUGCUGCUGCGUCAGAACAGUCGACAGAGAGUCCAGUGUUUUCAGAGACCUCCUUCGUUGAACUAUCAUUGAGGGAAGAGGAGAGACGUGAACAGGUUGUAGGGAGAAGCAGCGAACAGAGGGCCAGAGAAGGAAUAAAAAAACAAGAACGUGAGAUGAAGGAAGCUGGAAGUUGGCCACAACAAGGGGGAACUACAUACUCACAACAACUGCAUGAGAAUUAUGACAACCAAAGUAAAUCAUCUUCAUCCAGCACCCAGAGUGACAAAAUAACUGUGGAAGACAUGUCCUUUGUACAACAAGAUGCUUUUCUAGAUGCAAAAGUGACAGGUAAUAGACCAUUGGGGGCAAGGGACUGGGAGAGUGAAAGUGAUAAAUCACAGCAGGUCAGCAAGCAAGGUCUCUCAGAGGUAGUGCACAUACCAAGGGAACCCCCUGUCCCACAGUUUGGUGCUUCUUCUGUAGACAGCUCAAAUGACUCAUCCCUUUCUCAAGAACAACAUGUUGAAAGAACAUCAAGCGAAAGGGAGCAAGGUGGACAGUUUGAAAAGGAAAUAAACUUCCAAAAAUGGAUAAUAAGAGAAAAGGGAGCUGGAAAAAGAGGAGAGAAAAAGGAAAGGAAGAUCCAAGAAUCUAAAAGGACAUCGCAGGAAGAAAAUGCUGAUGCUGUUUGAGAACAGUCGACAGAGAGCUCAGUGUUUUAAGAGACCUCCCUGGUUACACCAUUAUUAAGGGAGGAGGCGAAACGUGAUCAGUUUGUUGCACGAAACAGUGAACGGAGAGCCAAAGAAAGGACAAGAAAACAAGAAAGGGUUGUACGCGAAGCUGGAAGCUGGCCACAACAAGAGGGAACUACAUGCUCUCAGCAACUGCGUGAGAAUUAUGACAACCAAGGUGCAUUGUCUUCAUCCAGCAUCCAGAGUAACAAAAUUGUGCAAGAAACUCCUUUGUUACAGCAAGGUGCCUUUCUAGAGGAAAAAGUAACAAGUAAUAGACCAUUGGGGGCAAGAGACUGGGUGAGUGAAGGUGCUAAACCAAAGCAGGUCGGCAAGAAAGGUCGUUCAGAGGUGGUGAAGAUAGCAAGUGAACCCCCUGACCCACGGUUCGGUGCUUCUUCUGUAGACAGCUCAAAUGACUCAUCACUUUCUCAAGGACGACGCGUUGAGAGAACUUCAAGGGAAAGGGACCAACGUGGACAGUUUGAAAGAAAAAUUAACUGCCAAGAAUGGAAGAUAAGAGAACAGAGAGCUGCAAAAAGAGGAGUGAGAAGGGAAAAGAAGAUGCAAGAAUCUCAAAACAGAUCACAAGAUGAAAAUGCUGCAUGCUCACAGCAGUUACGUGACCAAUGUUCAUUGAACACAUCCAAAACCCAAGGUGGCAUUGCGGAAAAUAUCCCUUUAUCACAGCAAGAUGCCCUUGCAGAUGCAGGGACACCAUCAGCUGCAACUGAUCGAGAACGUGAUGGUUUAACUGACGAGUUUUUGGCAAGACACACCCAAGACAUGUCCCUUCGUGGUAGUCUUAAUCAGCAUUGGCACAGAUAUGUCAUUGCCCCCUGA